CUCCUCCCCCAUGUGCACAUCAGCCAGGUAUACUUGAGAGGAAGUGAAUGAAAAAGAAACUUUUCUCUACUAACACAAACUCUUGCUGACGUGAUUUCCGACGAAACGUCGUUAGAGAAAUGUCAGACAGUGAACAUCACGAGCAGUUCUUGUGUUCGAUCUGUUUGGAUCCUCUGAAGGAGCCCGUGACUAUUCCAUGUGGACACAGUUAUUGUCUGAUGUGUAUUAAUGACUGCUGGGAUCAGAAGGAUCAGAGACCGCCGUACAGCUGUCCUCAAUGCAGAGAGAGCUUCAAUGAGAGACCUCUGCUGAAGAAAAACACUCUUUUAUCUGAGAUGAUGGAGAAGCUGGAGAAGACGUCUGUGCACACGGCUUCAUGCUCUCAGGAGAACUCCGGUGUGGAGUGUGACGUUUGCACGACGGAGAAGAACAGCGCUGUCAUGUCCUGUCUGACGUGUUUGGCCUCUUUCUGUGAAUCUCACCUGCAGCCUCACUAUCAGUCUCCUGUCUUCAUGAAGCACAAACUGGUCAAAGCCACCACGCAAGUUCAAGAGAACGUGUGUGAACGUCACGGAAAACUAAUGGAGAUUUACUGUCAGGAUGACAAUCAAUGCAUUUGCUGCUCGUGUGUUGAUAAUCAUAAAGGCCACAGUGUGGUAUCUGUGGAAUCUGAAUGGACGAAGAAAAAGGAAGUAUUACAACAGACAAAAGUGACAUGCACAAAGAUGAUCGAUGAUCGAGAGAGAGGUCAGCAGGAACUCUGCAAGGCUGUGAAGUCUUCUAAAAUUUCAGCUCAAGAAGCUGUAGAAGACUGUAAGAAGGUCUUCACUGAGCUCAUCUGCUCUCUUGAGGAAAAAUGCUCAGAGAUAAACGAUCUGAUCGUCGCUCAGGAGAAAGCAGAGACCGAUCGAGCAGAAGAUCUUCACAGACAGAUGGAUCAGGAGCUGACAGAUCUCAGACAAAAAAAGACGGAGAUUGAGGAACUUCUAAUGACAGAAAACCAAGUCCAUUUUCUUGAGGGUUUUCAGUCUGUGUGUGUUUUACCCACUUGUGAAGACAUUCCCAGCAUCACUCAGCGCUCUCAUGUGUCAUGUAAAAGCGUUUCAAUUUCAGGAUUCAAAGAGGCUUUGGAAAAGAUCUGUCAGAAGGAAACAGACAAAAUAUCUCAUAAGGUGUCACAUGUCCAUUUAGCAGAACCUCCAGAACCAAAGACUCGACUGGAUUUUUUGCAGUAUUUUUGUCAACUUCAAGUGGAUCCAAACACUGCACACAAACGUCUCUUCCUGUCAGAUUUGAAUAGAAGGAUAUCAUGCACAGGUGAAGACCAACUCCGUAGUUAUCACUCCUUUAGUUAUCUCUCAGAGCGAUUCGAUUCCUUGAGUUCCAUCAUGUGUAAAGAGGCAUUGUGUGGUCGCUGUUACUGGGAAGUUGAGUGCAGUGGUAGUAAGUGGGCUGUUGGACUUUGCUAUAAGGGAAUUGAUCGUAAAGCUGAUAGCUCCAGACUCGGCUUUAACAAAAUAUCCUGGAGAUUUGGCUAUUAUCAGAAGCAGUUUGGUUUUAUUCAUGAUAAAGUAAGAACACCUCUCACUGCGGCCUCUAAAAUCGGAGUGUAUCUGGAUCAUAAUGCAGGAACUCUGUCAUUCUAUAACAUCACUACAACAAUGACCCUCAUGUUCAAAUUCGAGACGUCAUUUACUGAGGCGCUGUACCCUGUGUUUCAUAUUCUUCAAGGUUCAUCUGUUACAAUCAUAGAGUGGGAGAGAGUGCAGAGAGAAUACUUGAAUUAAAUAAUAAAAAAUGAGUUUGUCAUGCCAUUUUGCUCUGUACUGUGCUUUAAUGCCAAAUCGCUAUAUUUUCUUGUUUUUAAAUGUACUAGUAGAUGCAGUUCCUUUCCAAAAGCUCUGACCCUGUUUUUAGCCUAAAUGCGAUAUGUCCUCUCGACCAAUCAGAAUUCGCUCGUUAGUGGUAUUUGUAUGUGUUAUUUUUUAAUUAUAUGUUUUAUGUGGUGGACAAUAUUGAAACAUGAAAUUGAAAAUAUUUAUUUAAUUUACCAUUUAUUUGUUACUAUUUAUUUUAUUUGGCUUUUAUUUAUUUCAUGCAUUUGCAUUUAUUUGAUUAUAUUCCCUGAUGUCAUAUGUUGCAUGUUCUCUUGUUUGUUUCGAAAACAACUUUUAAUUUAUAAUCAACAAUAUUGUUGUUUCAUUUAACAAUCAUUCUUCAAUAUGUUCAGACUGAGCCAAUAGACCAUUUUAACAGGAUCAAUUUAAUAUUAACAAAAUUUAUGGGUCUAUGUAAACAAAAAAAUUCAUGAAAACUAUUUAAAUGGAUUUGUAGCGUUUUGGAAAAGAGCUCUUCACUUGUAAACACAUAAUGUAUCACAAAAUUAUCAUGCACAAAUUGUUUUAUGUAUUUAUAAACCAGUGAUUUAUUUUGAUCAUUUUCAUGAUGACACAAGAUGUAUGGUGUAUCUUGGGUGCGUACUGUCUGUAAGGCUUUUCUUUGUAAUUAUGAUAUAAUAAAUAAGAAUACGAAUUUAUGUUCAA
This is a messenger RNA of Triplophysa dalaica, 2543 nucleotides long. Its product is annotated as E3 ubiquitin/ISG15 ligase TRIM25-like. Lineage: Eukaryota; Metazoa; Chordata; Actinopteri; Cypriniformes; Nemacheilidae. The record is from RefSeq and is a predicted model, not a curated record. Gene Ontology annotation, molecular function: protein binding; zinc ion binding.